Mugil cephalus (flathead mullet) is the source of this 2985-nucleotide messenger RNA. RefSeq names its product fukutin related protein (gene fkrp). The coding region runs from base 487 to 2082 and encodes 531 amino acids. The transcript has 2 exons. NCBI's taxonomy places the organism in Eukaryota, Metazoa, Chordata, Actinopteri, Mugiliformes, Mugilidae. Gene Ontology annotation, biological process: protein O-linked glycosylation via mannose. Gene Ontology annotation, cellular component: Golgi apparatus. The record is from RefSeq and is a predicted model, not a curated record.
UUGCUGAGGGCAACAGGGACGGCAAGCCUGCUAGCUUAAUGCUAAAUCUGUGUAGCUGUGAUUAUGUUUAGUUACAAGCUAAUGACAUAUUGUGGUCUUCACUAAGUUGUGGGGCUUAUCUUUAAAUGUCGGCGACUUGAUUCCGAGGCCAACUGUAUAAGUAUUAGUUGAGAAUGCACGUUAAUGUUUGUGUUUGCUGCUGCCGCUCCAGUCACGCUUACUUCAAUGCUGGCAGAGCUGAAACAGAUCAUCAUGGAAUCCAGCACGACAGGGUUAAUCGGUUUAACGUUUCUAAAGUGUCUGAUAAUGGGCCACGUCGUGCAAACGAUUGAUGUGUAAAGAAUAAAACACAGGUUCAUUCAAAUGAAGGUUGUGUGAAUUCAUCAGCUGUUACAUUAAUGGUGACCCCAGACCCGACCCCUGGGUUUGCUGAUUGAAUCGGAACUUCUUCCCCUUAGAGAAACUGGGAAGUAAACAUUAGCUGCCAUGCGUAUCAGUUUCUGCCAGGGCCUGCUAACUGGCGCCAUCCUCCUCAACCUCCUCAUUCUCUACUAUGUGUCCCGGGCCCAGCAGCAAAUGAUGGAGAAGAGGAAGGAACUUGGCAGGGGCACGAGGAGGGCCGCCCUGCCAGCUCCGGGCGGCCUUGGAGGAGGCCUAGGGGCGCUUGUGGGAGUUGAACCUGGAGUGGUCGGAGUGGAGGGGCACAGCCGAGGCCCCCGUGUGACUGUUCUCCUUCGAGAGUUUGAAAACUUUGAGAAUUAUGUUGGGGAUGUGGCCAACUCCUUCCUCCGCCACAGACCUGAGCUUCCCUUCCUGGCUGUGUCCGACACGUCUCCAUACCCUCCCUUGGUGCUUCCAGAGGGCGCUCGGCUUCUAGUGCUCUCCCCCAGCCCGGACCAGCCACCCCAAGCUCAUAGGCCAGAGUUUCACGUGCAGACAGAGUUUGUGUUGCUGGUGCCUGAUGGAGUGGAGCUGGAGCAACCUCGGGCUAUCGAGAGGCUGAUCAGGGAGUUGGAAGGUGAGGGUGGGGGGCCGGUGAGGCUGGUGGCCGCUCCAGUGCUGGCUCGAUCCGCUGUGCAAUGUCUCCACCUGCGGGUGAACCUCAGAGAGUGGACAGCCACCUACUCGCCAGGUGCUUCAGGGAGCAGUGGGAGCGUUUGUACGGCCUUACAGGGAGACGCAAUAGUCCUCAUUCGCACCGAGGAUCUUUUUAACCUCUCCGUCCCUCUAGGACGUCCCCUCUUCUCAUCACUCUUCAUCCAGACGGCCUUGAGAGGCUGGAAGGUCAAACUGUUGGAAAGCCCCUGUUUCUCUGCCAACCAUCGACCCCUCUUUAGCUCUGCUCACAACCAGUGGAAGGCUGACACCCGCCUGAAGGAGGCUACGGGGAAGCUCAUGAGGAGCUUCGGUCUGAAGCGCCUCCUGCUGCCUGAUGGGAAGGAACAGUGGUAUGGCUGCAGUAAAGAGACGCCACGCUGUUUUGGAACUGUGCAGGACGACACUCCAGACUAUCUUUACCUGGACCGCUGGACGCCUCCCUGCUGCCUGCGAGCACUCAGAGAAACCACCAAGUACGUCAUCAAUAUCUUGGAGAGCUCAGGUGUGCGCUACUGGCUAGAAGGAGGUACUCUGCUGGGCGCUAUUCGUCAUCAAGACAUCAUCCCGUGGGAUUAUGAUGUGGACCUGGGCAUCUACCUUGAGGACAUACCCAACUGUGAUCAUUUGAAGAACCUGGACUCAGGCUCUCUGGUUGAUGCUAAUGGCUACGUCUGGGAGCGUGCAGUAGAAGGAGACUUCUACAGAGUCCAGUUCAGCGAGGCCAACCACCUGCAUGUUGACCUGUGGCCGUUCUAUCCACGUAAUGGCGUAAUGACCAAAGACACGUGGACAGAGCACAAACAAGACGUGGAGUUCCCAGAACAUUUCCUACAGCCGCUGGUGCCCAUGACUUUCGCUGGUAUCACUGCCUACGGCCCCAACAACCACAGAGCCUUCUUGGAGCUCAAGUUUGGGGAAGGGGUGAUUGAGAACCCUCAGUACCCCAAUCCCACAAAAAAGAGGCUGGACAGAAGUAAAUUAUAAGCAAUACUAGAGGGUCUCUAAUCUGUUCAACACUGAAAAGCUUGCCUCAAAUUAUUUUCUUUGAAAGAUGAUUUCAGGAAACAAAUGUGGUGCCAAAAUGACUGGAUUUGCUAUUUGACUUUACACGGUCUCAGCAGUCCAAACAGCAUAAGCAAACAUUUUUUCUAUUUUGUUUCUGGACAUAAAGUCAAAUCUUGAACUGCCUUUUUUUCAUUAUUUGUGUGAGUGGUAAGAGGCGUGAAAACUUGAAAAAGUAAACUCUACACUAGUACUGACUAUAGACACACAUUUAAUAGUCAAAGACUGGUUUUAUUACAUAGUGUACUAAAUCUGUAUGUGUUGUACAGUACAGUAUAAACAUUGCUGCUGUAAAGACAAUGAAUAAUUUAAAACAUUAUUGAUACUGUCUAAAGCUACAUUUCAGAUGAUCUUAAAAUUUAAUGUAUUGUACAUAAUUAUUUGUUUUAAAUAAGUGGCUUUGCCCUGUAACAGGUAUUUUAUCAUUUCCUGUUGCCUUGUUUUGCACUGACUCAUUCAGUUUUCAGUUUUGCACAACUUAUGAAUGAAUGCUAUACAUAUAUAUAGAUGCCAUUGAAUAGCUGACGGGAAGUGAUGAGCAAAUUUCCAUCUAGUGACAUGAGAAGAACACCACCAUUCAUCUUGUUACGGUUAUUCUAUCAGGCCUUAGUAUAAAAGAACAUUAUUGAGUCUUAGCUCAAUCAUAUCUAUUACUAUGUGAGAAGUAUUGACUGAAAUUAAAUUCUGAAAUAUAUAUACGUGAAAAAAAACUCACCCGAUCCUCUGGGUACCUCAUGAUUUCUGUAGUGUUGUUGCUUGUGUGUGAGACGUAUUGAGGUGUCACUCAAUUUAACGUCCAGUCAAAUAAAAGGGAAUGUGACUGUU